AUGAACACAACAACAAAUGGAACUGCUCCAUGGAAUGGCUCCUGGAACUGCUCCAGUCUAAAUUCGGCUGCAGUAAAAACUGGGAAAACCGUUGCUUUAAGUUUGAUCUUCGUUGUUUCGCUGGUUGGAAACUCUCCCAUCGGAAUCAUUGUUUACAAAACACCAAACUUAAGAAAGCCGAUAAAUUUUUUGAUCGCAAACAUGGCCCUGUCUGACCUGUUGUUUCCAAUAUUCUUGCUCCCUAAGUGGCUAUUAGAUUUACACGUUGACUCGUGGCUUAUCAGUGGUGUUCUUGGUCAGAUCUUGUGCAAGCUACAGGCUUUUCUUGUUGAGGCAUCCUCCUUGGUGUCGGUUCAGAGUUUGGUUCUGAUAGCAGUUGAUCGAUUUGGAGCUGUCGUAGUUCCACUACGUUCCCCACUCAUCAGUCGCAAGCUGUGUCCUUUCUUUAUUCUGACAACUUGGAUUGUGGCGAUGGCCGUUACCUCGCCAUAUCUGUUUGCUUACAAACUCGUUGAAAAUCCAGGAGAAAUGAAGUGCGAGAGUCUGUGGGCGGAAACCUUCGGAGAAAAAAGCUUUGUCACUUACAUAGUGGCAGGUGUUAGCGUGUUCUUUUACAUCCCAAUGAUCCUGUUGUUUGCAGUGUAUUCCAUCAUCCUGAUCAAACUUAAGAAACAGGCACAUCCAGGAGAACAGUCAGCUAAUGCUGACAAACAGCGAGAAAAAAGAAAUCAAAACGUGUUGAAAAUGGCCAUUGCUAUCGUGUUAGCGUUUUUUCUUUGCUGGAUAACCUCUUACACCAACUUGCUGAUAUAUCUGUUUUUGGCACCGAAAAGUUGCAGUUUUAGAGUGUUUUAUGUUUUUACCUACUAUCUGGCUUUCGCAAACUGUGCUAUAAAUCCGACUAUUUUGUUUAUUUCAAGCAGUAAUUAUCGCCAUGGUCUUAAGAGACUUGUGAAUUAAUUUGGUUCGGUACCAGACUCUUGAAGUGGCUCAGUUGUGAAGACUAGCAACAAGAACUGAAAACUUUGAACUCAACCUUAAUUAAGAAACAGAAAGAUUGUUAGGCUUGACAAAGAACAGUGGGCAAGUCAUCCUUAAAAGCGGCCUUGUUCGUUGAAGAGUUAAGAUCUAUUUGUUAUAAUUAGUUAACUACUUUAAGAACUGGGCUAUUGUUAAUCGGGUAAGUUAAUACGAUAAUGAUUGACUAACAGGCUAAAUUUAUUUUGAUUCUUCAGAGCUAAGCCUUCACGCCGAGUAAAGAGACUGUUAGAAACGAAGCCGGAAGCCGCGUUGAGAACAUCUAAAUUAAGUCUUUGCUAUUGUUUGCAGUAAAUGGAGAAGUGUAUAUACAGAUAUGCCGUUUAGCUCUUUUAGAGAAAUUCCCUAUCGUGAGAUCUCCCAGUUGAUUUUCAUAUGACUCAUGAACUGUAUUAAUGAGUCUUCUGUGUUUAACUUGUGGGAAUAAGAAACUUGAUAAGGUAAUUGUCAAAUAAGAAAGAAAGAAAAACAAAAUCUACUGGUCUUUCUAUGAAUAACAAAAGAGAGUGUUUACCAUAAAUUGUUAUGAAAAGUGGAAAUGAUCUUCGUAGUUGAAUAAAAGGCUUAUCAAAUAAGCGGUUGAAAAAGCAGCUGAAAACAUUCAGGCUUGACCGCCGUGAAUCGAGCCCUGGCGCGUUUGCGUUUUGUUUCCUCAGCUGCAUGCGAGGAUCAUUUCCACUUUUUAUAUCUUUAUUUGCAGUUGAAAAUUUGUUAAUUAAAAGAAAAAACUGUAGAAAAUGUGUGAAAGAGUUUCUAGGUGGGUCAGACUUCUGUUUUAUUGGGAAAAGAGAGAAAAAUAGUAACGUGAAGUGAAAGAGUGAUGACUGCACUGGUGUUUGCUUUUUUGAAUUCAUGGGAACAUACAUGCAUACAUAGCCUUUAUUAAAGUGUCUAAUCGUUUUGGUGCCUAUUGGCACUAAUUGGGGACACCUUUAAAACUAAAUUGCCUCAUUAAACGAAACUAAUUGAAUACUAUAAAACAGAUAAAAAAGCCAAAGCAUUUUAGGGAUUCAGGAAAACAGUUUGUAAUGAAGUUGGGGGGUAAAUAUAUGCGUUAUUAAAACGGAAGACAACAUUUGAUCGUUAUAACAAGUUGGCGGUAUACAGAAAAAAUUGACUUUAAACAUCUUGGGUCAUAAUCGAUUGAAGCGAAAGUUAAAGCAGUCUAAUGCAAAGACCAUCGCUUUUUAAACAGAUGAGGUAGAAUCGUGUCACCUUAAAAAAUGAGGAAACUGAUAGUAAAUAAAGAAAUGAAUGAAUACAACUGAAAAAGUCGUCUUCCUUUUUUAAUAUUUGUAAUUAUACGUAUAAUAGUGCUGGUUGUAAAACGCCAAUACUGCUGUGAACUUAAUCAAUUUCAUAUAUCUCCUCUCGCACGAAUUAUUUAAACAAAGAAGAGGUAAACGAGAUCUUUCGGUCUUUCUAGUAUACUUACGAAAGCGCGCGUGUUUACCAUAAAAUUUCAGUUGGGAUCAAAACAAACUGUUUUUGUAUAAAUGCUAAAGAAACACCGGAGAAAAUAAAUUAAAAGGCUUAGCAUUAUUCUUAAUUAAACAGCCUCCUCAGGGCGAACAUCAGUUCCUAUAUUUAUUUGCGAAUAUAUCUUUCAUUAAGUUGCUUGUUAAGCAGAGGUGGCAGAUAAAUUUGGAAUAUGAAAGGUUUUGCUAAAUUUUGGAGGACGAGCAAUUAGUUUUGUUUGUUAAGGAACACUGUUGGUUUUUCUACAAUUGUUAGUUAGCGGACACAAAAACAGCUGAAACAAUUAAAGAACAAUAAAAUGGUUAAAAGUAAACAGUAUUCCUAACUAACCGUUAUCUGACGACAGACAUACCCUAAGUAAAAUGGAUCAGCUGUGUGAUCAUUUAAACGUAACAAGUUCCAAAGAAAAAGAAAAAGAAAAAAAAAAGUCCUCAUUGUCCCGGGAAUGGAAAUGAAAAUAAACCGAUGCAUAAAAAGUAGGACUAUUAAAGUUCCUCUUUAUGAAAUGCCUGACAACAAUUUCCAUUAGCUUUUUUUCUAUUUCACCGUUUGCAUUUUCAUUGACUAAUAAUUGUCAUACUCAUCCUAAAAUAGCGUGCAUAAAAAGUAGGACUAUUAAAGUUCCCUUUAAUAAAACGCCUGAAAACAAUUUCCAUUAGCCUUUUUUUCUAUUUCACCGUUUGCAGUUUUCAUUGACUAAUAAUUGUCAUACUCUCCCUAAAAUAGCGAGACUAGCGCAUUAUUCAGGUCGAAAGAUAUCGUUACAAAAAAAACAACAAAAUAAACAAAAAACAAAUACAUAGUGCACAAAAGUUGUGAACAAUCUUGAAGGCAUUUUCAUGCUUAAUAUAUAUAGCGCCUGGAACAUUUACCUAAUUUCCUGGUAGGAAAACGAGGCGAAAACUCUUAGCGGGGGCUCUAAUUUAUGAAAGGCUUCAGUACGUUAUUAGUACAGCAUUUAGGGUAACUACGGGAAGUAGGCGGCUGCUGAAGAACAUUAAGACCUUUCGGGAACAGACCUGUAGAGAGACUGGUAAAGUGGUAGACAUGAACACAACAACAAAUGGAACUGCUCCAUGGAAUGGCUCCUGGAACUGCUCCAGUCUAAAUUCGGCUGCAGUAAAAACUGGGAAAACCAUUGCUUUAAGUUUGAUCUUCGUUGUUUCGCUGGUUGGAAACUCUCUCAUCGGAAUCAUUGUUUACAAAACACCAAACUUAAGAAAGCCGAUAAAUUUUUUGAUCGCAAACAUGGCCCUGUCUGACCUGUUGUUUCCAAUAUUCUUGCUCCCUAAGUGCCUAUUAGAUUUACACGUUGACUCGUGGCUUAUCAGUGGUGUUCUUGGUCAGAUCUUGUGCAAGCUACAGGCUUUUCUUGUUGAGGCAUCCUCCUUGGUGUCGGUUCAGAGUUUGGUUCUGAUAGCAGUUGAUCGAUUUGGAGCUGUCGUAGUUCCACUACGUUCCCCACUCAUCAGUCGCAAGCUGUGUCCUUUCUUUAUUCUGACAACGUGGAUUGUGGCGAUGGCCGUUACCUCGCCAUAUCUGUUUGCUUACAAACUCGUUGAAAAUCCAGGAGAAAUGAAGUGCGAGAGUCUGUGGGCGGAAACCUUCGGAGAAAAAAGCUUUGUCACUUACAUAGUGGCAGGUGUUAGCGUGUUCUUUUACGUCCCAGUGAUCUUGUUGUUUGCAGUGUAUUCCAUCAUCCUGAUCAAACUUAAGAAACAGGCACAUCCAGGAGAACAGUCAGCUAAUGCUGACAAACAGCGAGAAAAAAGAAAUCAAAACGUGUUGAAAAUGGCCAUUGCUAUCGUGUUAGCGUUUUUUCUUUGCUGGAUAACCUCUUACACCAAUGUGCUGAUAUAUCUGUUUUUGGAACCGAAAAGUUGCAGUUUUAGAGUGUUUUAUAUUUUUACCUACUAUCUGGCUUUCGCAAACUGUGCUAUAAAUCCGACUAUUUUGUUUAUUUCAAGCAGUAAUUAUCGCCAUGGUCUUAAAAGACUUGUGAAUUAA
Molecule: messenger RNA, 4524 nt
Organism: Porites lobata
Lineage: Eukaryota; Metazoa; Cnidaria; Anthozoa; Scleractinia; Poritidae
Source: the annotation of a GenBank genome assembly